UCGCAACAUUGACAAGGAUGCUCUUUUAUCAAGUAACCUGCUAAAACUGAUAGUCACGUCGUCCCAAGCACCAGUUCUUCCGCGUCGUUCGACGAAUAAGGGACAGGAUUUCAAACAAAAGUUAAUUAAUUGUGCAGACUUUUAAAUUUGUUACUGUGACAAUGUAUGCGCAAACACGAAAACAAACGUCAAACGCCGAGAAAGUGGCAGAUAGCAGCUCAUUGCUCAGCAGUUCACCUCCAGAUAAGCCGAAACUGAUCCAUGGCGGCAAUUACAUCAAAGAAGGCAGAGAUUCAGCUAAAAGCACUUGCUUAAUAUUUUCCCCGAGAGAAGAAGACGAAGUUGGAGCACUGGGAAAAUAUCUUCAGCUUUUCGUCAAACACAAAGUGAAUCUCUUGCACAUCGAGUCUAGAAGUUCUCUUCGACGACCAAAUGGCUAUGAGUUUAUGGUGGACUGUGCACCAGGUGGUAACAUAGCCUCUGUAAUUGAAUCUUUACGAGAUCAAUGCAACUACUUUUCAAUCAUUUCUAGAAAUCAUAAAGACAACAUGGAUACAGUACCAUGGUUUCCGAGAAGAAUACGCGAUCUUGAUAAAUUUGCUAAUCAAAUUCUGUCUUAUGGUGCCGAACUUGAUAGCGAUCAUCCUGGUUUCACGGAUCCCGUAUACAGAAAAAGAAGGAAAUAUUUCGCCGACAUUGCUUAUCAUUACAAACACGGACAACCUAUUCCAAAAGUAGAAUAUACGCCUGAAGAAAUAGCUACGUGGGGCAUAGUCUUCAGAAACUUGACUAAGCUUUAUCCAAAGUACGCGUGCAGAGAGCACAAUCACGUUUUUCCGCUGCUCAUCGAAAAUUGUGGCUACCGUGAAGAUAACAUACCUCAACUAGAAGAUAUAUCCAAUUUCUUGAAAGACUCUACCGGCUUUACACUUCGCCCAGUGGCAGGAUUGUUGUCUUCCCGUGACUUUCUGGCUGGAUUAGCUUUCAGGGUGUUCCACAGCACACAAUACAUACGACACAGCAGUAAACCACUUUACACACCGGAACCAGAUGUGUGCCACGAGAUUUUGGGCCAUGCACCACUCUUCGCUGACCCAUCUUUUGCCCAGUUUUCACAAGUUAUCGGUCUGGCAUCCCUUGGUGCUCCAGACGAUUAUAUAGAGAAACUUGCAACGUGUUUCUGGUUCACGGUGGAAUAUGGAAUUUGUCGACAAAAUGGAGAAUUAAAGGCCUACGGUGCCGGUUUACUCUCGUCUUUCGGCGAAUUGGAAUAUUGUUUGAGCGGCAAGCCAGAGCUUCGACCUUUCGACCCACCGAAGACUGCAAUGCAAAAAUACCCGAUAACGGAAUAUCAACCCGUAUACUUUGUUGCCGAGAACUUUGAAGAUGCAAAAGAAAAGAUGACGAAAUUCGCUCAAAGCAUACCAAGAAAAUUCGGAGUUAGGUAUGAUGCUUAUACGCAGAGCAUCAGCAUUAUCGACAGUAAACAACAAGUGGAAACUCUUGUAAAUAACGUGAAUCAAGAAGUACAAAUUUUGAUGGAUGCGUUAAGAAAAUUACGCCAUUAAAUUAAUGUUAUUCUACGCUAUUUCUACAUGAUAUAUUUUAAAAUACUAUCAUAAUUUAUAUAU
Vollenhovia emeryi is the source of this 1631-nucleotide messenger RNA. It is a transcript of the gene Hn, whose product is annotated as protein henna. Gene Ontology annotation, biological process: L-phenylalanine catabolic process; L-tyrosine biosynthetic process. The coding region runs from base 162 to 1568 and encodes 468 amino acids. The record is from RefSeq and is a predicted model, not a curated record. The transcript is spliced from 8 exons. Gene Ontology annotation, molecular function: phenylalanine 4-monooxygenase activity; iron ion binding. Lineage: Eukaryota; Metazoa; Arthropoda; Insecta; Hymenoptera; Formicidae.